Molecule: messenger RNA, 1682 nt
Organism: Setaria italica (foxtail millet)
Lineage: Eukaryota; Viridiplantae; Streptophyta; Magnoliopsida; Poales; Poaceae
Product: adenylate isopentenyltransferase 5, chloroplastic
Exons: 1
Coding region: 239-1279 (346 amino acids)
Biological process (GO): cytokinin biosynthetic process; tRNA modification
Cellular component (GO): mitochondrion
Molecular function (GO): tRNA dimethylallyltransferase activity
Source: RefSeq, a predicted model, not a curated record
UCGCCGCAUCCAAUCCAUCCGCCACAAGUCCACACCCGAGCUUAAACUAGUCCCUCAAGAACACACCCGCACUACCACUCCACUUCACUAUAAAUACGGGCUGCGAUCCUCUGCUCCUACGCGCCCCCAGCCAAGCAAGCAAGCGAGCGACCAAGAACUCCAGCAACCAGCGAAGCUAGCUGACCAGUGAUCGAUCACAAAGCUCCGGCAGCAGCGCAGCUCUAGCGUAUAUAUAUCUAUGGCACUGUCCAUGGCGGCCCCCGCGAUGGCAGCCGCGCCCGCUUUCCCGAGGCUGACGAUGCCGCUGCCGCCGCCGAUCAUCACGCUCCCGGACGCCGCGGUCCCGGUGCCGCCGCCGCUCUCGGUCGUCGGCAGGCAGCGCGUCGCGGCGAAGCACAAGGCCGUCGUGGUGCUCGGCGCCACGGGCACCGGCAAGUCGCGCCUCGCCAUCGACCUCGCGCUGCGCUUCGGCGGCGAGGUUAUAAAUUCCGACAAGAUGCAGUUGUAUAAGGGGCUGGACGUGGCCACCAACAAGGUGUCGCCCGGCGAGUGCGCGGGGGUGCCCCACCACCUGCUCGGCGUCGCGCACCCGGACGCCGAGUUCACGGCCGCGGACUUCCGCCGCGAGGCGGCGCGCGCCGCGGCGGGCGUCGCGGCGAGGGGCCGCGUCCCCGUCAUCGCGGGAGGGUCCAACUCGUACGUCGAGGAGCUCGUGGAGGGAGAUCGCCGCGCGUUCCGGGAGCGCUUCGAGUGCUGCUUCCUCUGGGUGGACGCGCAGCUCCCCGUGCUGCACGACUUCGUGGCGCGCCGCGUCGACGAGAUGUGCCGGCGGGGUCUCGUCGAGGAGGUGGCCGCGGCGUUCGACCCCCGCCGCACCGACUACUCCAGGGGCAUCUGGCGCGCCAUCGGCGUGCCGGAGCUCGACGCAUACCUCCGCUCGCACGGCCUCGACGGCGUCGGCGACGACGAGCGCGCGCGCAUGCUCGCCGCGGCCGUCGACGAGAUCAAGGCCAACACGUCCCGCCUCGCCUUCCGCCAGCGCGGCAAGAUCCAGCGGCUCGCGCGCAUGUGGCGGGUCCGCCGCGUCGACGCCACGGAGGUCUUCCUCAAGCGCGGCCACGCCGCCGACGAGGCCUGGCAGCGGCUCGUCGCCGCGCCAUGCAUCGACGCCGUCAGGUCCUUCCUGCUGGAGGACCAAGAAUACAGUAGCAUGGUCACCGCCGCUAAGGCCUCCAUCUUUGCCUCCAGGGCCGCUGCCGUCGCAGCCGCGGUUGUCUAACACGUGGAACUCUGCCUCAACACAUGACCAUGUCGCUGAUGCCAAUCUCCAUUGGCGAUCUUCGCAGAGCUCGUCAGCUCAGCAAGGUAGCAACACCGGAAUGGCUGCAUGCUCUGCUGCGGUCAAGCUCGCGGUGACCGGGCAGAGCAAGCCUGUCCAUAUAGUUGACCCUGUUCCGGGGGAAGUAAUUAUUUUCUCCCCCAUUUUCUCUGUAAUUUUUGUACGCGAUGAUCGGUUGAGUGCGAGAGCGAGUUUUGAGCAUGUUCCAAGAGUGUGUAGUAGGCGGCGGCACUGUUGAUGCAACCGGCUCUUGCUGUAAAAUAGAGAGAGAGAUCUUGGUAAAAGUUUCAUGAGCAGAAAUGAUUUCUUAUGAGAUGAGAUGUGAAUAUUUGCUAGUCAGUAU